CCCAAAUUUGUAAUCCAUCGUUCCCGUCUCAUCUAAUCUCAUAUCUCUUCACCCACUCUCAUUAGAAUUACCCAUCCCGCCGAUUUUCUUGCUCUCUUCCAUUCCCAACCCUUCCCUCCUCCUCCCUCUUCUUUUUUUUCUUCUUCUUUUUCCAUUCCACAUUAUAAUAGUCAUUAAAAUAUAAUAUUAUAAAAUAUAAGACCAGUUUUCUCACUCUGCCCGCAAACCCUAACUUCUCUGACUCUGAGAGACAGCCAUGGCCUCUUCCUCCAGAGACCAAGCCCUCUCUCUCUUCGCCGCCGCCAACAACCAUGGCGACGUCAACGUCAAGCUCUCAUCCCUCACCCAAGCCAAGGACCUCCUUCUCUCCCUCGACCCUUCUCUCUCCGCUGACCUCUUCCCUUUCUUCCUCGAGCUUCAGUCCUCUCCCGAGUCCCUCGUUCGCAAAUUGCUCAUACAGUUAAUUGAGGAGAUUGGUUUUAAAGCAGUCGAUCAUUCUCCUGCACUUGUUUCUAUACUAUUAACAUUUUUGCGAGAUGCUGAUCCGAUAAUUGUAAAGCAAUCUAUUGUUAGUGGCACGAACAUCUUCUGUAAUGUUUUUGUGGAGAUGAUUGUGCAGUUUCAACAAUAUGGUAAAGUAGAGAGGUGGUUAGAAGGGGUUUGGAUGUGGAUGCUUAAGUUCAAGGAUGCUGUUUUUGGGAUUGCUCUUGAGCCUGGUUCUGCCGGAAUAAAGUUGCUGGGACUGAAAUUCUUGGAAAUAUUCGUCUUGCUUUUUACUCCUGACAACAAUAGUCCUGAGAAAUCAACUGGAGAAGGAUCUAGGCAAGCUGCUAAUAUAUCAUGGUUGGUUGGUGGUCACCCUCUUCUUGAUCCGGUGGCUCUCAAGUCGGAGGCAAACAGGACCAUUGGCAUUCUAUUAAAUUUAUUGCAGCCUGGUGCAAGUCUCCCUGGUUGUUUAACAAUUACUGUUAUAAAUUGUUUAUCAGCUAUUGCAAGGAAACGGCCGCAACACUACGAUACAAUUUUUUCUGCAUUGCUCGAUUUUAAUCCAAAUUUUCAAACAGCGAAAAGAUAUCAUAUUGCCAGUGUUCAGUACUCUUUAAGAACUGCUUUUUUGGGGUUUCUUAGGUGCACUUAUUCACCUAUACUAGAGUCUCGAGAAAGAUUGAUAAAGACCCUGCGGGCCAUGAAUGCAGCGGAUGCUGCCGAUCAGGUCAUCAGACAAGUUGACAAAAUUAUUAAAAACGGUGAUCGUUCUACACGUGAUGCUCGGGUUAUCAAGGAUGAUCAAUCAUCAAUUCAGUCACAUGUUUCAGGGGAAUUAUCUAGAAAAAGAGCUAUUCCUUUGGAUAAUGAACAUCUGGCCAAUGGUCAUGAGGCAAUCUCUAAGCGGAUUCGAUCUGGUCCUGACCCUCACUUAACUUUACCAGUUCAAGUAAAUGAUUUUGGACAGGAUCUUAACUCUGUUAAUGGAGUAUCACUUAAUGCUACUGCACUAGAUGGUGAAUUAACUGCAGUGGAGCAAAUGAUUGCUUUGAUUGGUGCUUUGCUUGCUGAAGGAGAAAGAGGUGCUGAAUCUCUUGAAAUCCUUGUUUCCAAGAUUCAUCCUGAUCUGUUGGCGGAUAUUGUGAUAACAAAUAUGAAGCACUUGCCUAAGACACCCCCACCGCUAGCAAGGAUUGGGAAUUCGCCAGUACCUCAACAAGUUGGUUCCCAAUUCAGUCAAUCAAAAGUUUUAGCACCAUCUGCUCCAGUAAGUUCUAUCCAAUCCUUGGCUGUUACGGACCAAGCACCAUUCCCUUCAACUACAAUCACUGCCACUAGUUCAUCACUGUCUGACAUCAAUAAUUUGCCUGCUGAUUCUAAGCGCGACCCACGCAGGGAUCCCCGUCGCUUGGAUCCACGGCGUAUAGCUGCAACUCUUGGUGGGGCAGCUGGGUCUGUUGGAGAUGAUAUUGUGGCAACAAAAUUAGAGUUAGAUGAUCCUGUAUCUUUGAUUAAGCCUUCUUCACCUCCUGUUUCCUCCGCUGAAGAAAAUAAUCAAUCUGAGGCAACAAUCAAUCUGAAAAAUGAGGAUAUCAUUUCUGAAGGUCCCUCACUUUCUGGACCUGAUCGGCUAACUCCCAAGACAGAGGUUCUGGAGAGGCCUGGAGAUACCCAGCACAUUGCGGAAGCAAUUGCUUCUUUGGAUUCCUCAGUCAUUCCCUCUGAUGCAACUGAUGAAGAUCGUAGUACAGUGAAGCUGUUGGAGGAUACUGAAGCAAAUGAGACCGACUCAUUAGAUUUUGAUCAGUUUUCUCCUGAUGUCCAAGUUGCAUCUACAUCAGAAGAUACCUGUCUAGAAUUACCACAGCUACCACCAUAUGUGGAUCUAACCUAUGAGCAGGAAACUAAGGUGAAGCACCUGGCUAUUAGGCAUAUUAUAGAGUCAUACAGGCAUUUGGAUGGGACAGGAUGUCAGCAAUUUUGCAUGCCACUCCUUGCUCGGCUUGUAGCUCAGAUUGAUGACGAUAAUGAGUUCAUUGUGAUGUUGCAAAACCAAAUUGUGGAAGACCACUGGCAAAAGGGUCAUGAACUAGUGCUGUAUGUUUUGUACCAUCUGCACUGCCUCACAGUAUUGGAUUCAGUUGAAAACUCUUCAUCUUCUUCUGUCUUGUAUGAAAAGUUUCUCUUGGGAGUGGCCAAAUCUUUGUUGGAAUCUUUUCCGGCUUCAGACAAAUCUUUUAGUAGGCUUCUUGGUGAAGUUCCACUUUUGCCAGAAUCUGCCUUGAAUAUUUUGAGUGAUCUCUGCUGUUCUGACGUUGUUGAUCAUAAUGGAAAAAUUAUUCGUGAUAUCGAACGUGUAACUCAAGGUCUAGGUGCUAUAUGGAGUUUAAUUUUGGGGCGUCCACAAAAUCGCCAAGCGUGCUUGGGCAUAGCAUUAAAGUGUGCUGUUCACCCACAAGAUGAGAUUCGAGCAAAAGCUAUUCGGCUGGUGACAAACAAGCUCUAUCAGCUUAGUUACAUUGCAGAAGAUGUUGAGAAAUUUGCCACUGAUACUCUUCUUUCUGCCGUAGACCAUGAUGUUUCGCAAUCUGGACCCUCUGAACAGAGACCUGAGGUAGAGGUUGCAUGUCAGGAAAUAAGUGGCACAUCACAGGUCUCAGAGUCUACCCUUUCAGAACACGACUCUGAUAGAACCACUAAGCCAGUGGCUCAAAGUCUUCCGUCUAUAACAUUCUCUGAAGCUCAAGGCUUAAUUUCUUUAUUUUUCGCUUUAUGUACAAAGAAACCUAGUCUUCUUCAGAUUGUAUUUGAUGUCUAUGGGCGAGCCCCAAGGAUGGUUAAGCAGGCUUUUCAUCGCCACAUUCCUAUUCUUCUGAGGGCAUUAGGGCAAUCUUAUACUGAAUUGCUUCAUAUUAUAUCUGAUCCACCACAAGGAAGUGAAAAUCUUUUGACACUGGUACUGCAAAUAUUGACUCAAGAUUCAACACCAUCAUUGGAACUGAUAUCUACUGUAAAACGUCUAUAUGAAACUAAAUUUAAGGAUGUUUCAAUUCUGGUUCCACUGCUGUCAUCACUCUCCAAAAAGGAGGUGUUACCAAUAUUCCCCCGCCUUGUUGACCUACCAUUGGAGAAGUUUCAGAGGGCACUUGCUCACAUACUACAGGGAUCGGCUCAUACAGGUCCAGCAUUAACGCCGGUUGAAGUGUUGGUCGCAAUCCAUGGAAUUGUUCCCGAGAAAGAUGGCCUUGCACUUAAGAAGAUAACAGAUGCUUGUUCAGCAUGUUUUGAGCAGCGUACAGUGUUCACACAACAGGUUCUGGCAAAAGCAUUGAACCAGAUGGUUGACCAAACUCCGUUGCCUCUACUUUUCAUGAGGACAGUUAUUCAGGCAAUUGACGCUUUCCCUGCAUUGGUUGAUUUUGUUAUGGAGAUACUUUCAAAACUUGUGACUAAACAGGUGUGGCGCAUGCCAAAACUUUGGGUUGGUUUUUUAAAAUGCGUAUACCAGACUCAACCGCGUUCUUUUCAUGUAUUAUUGCAGUUGCCACCGCCACAACUGGAAAGUGCUCUUAACAGGCAUGCUAACCUCAGAGGUCCCCUUGCUUCCCAUGCCAAUCAACCAGCAGUAAAAUCUACACUUCCUAGAGCAACUUUAGAAGUUCUGGGUCUUGCAAGUGAAUCUCACGUGCAGCAACAUUUGCCAACAUCACUGCACCCAUCUGACACAAAUUCUUCAGUUCAAGGAGCAACACUGACAUGAUAGUUAAGUCUCUGACAGGAAUUCAGUAACCCGGUCGGCAUUGAAAGUACUGUUGGGGACAGAUUGGCCAAAAUAUCCCGCGUUUGCAGCCAUUGAAGGAGAUCUCUCAUAAAUGGAUAUUGCGCAUUUUGAACCAGAAUGUUGAUGCAUCUGGUUCAGUGUAUAUUAUUUGAGGCACUUAAUGAUAUCAAGAUUCUGUGACCAGAAUCUUAUCUCGGUGCUCCAGUAAAUCCAAGUAUGCUUAGGGUUCCAGGAAUGUAUCAUAGAUGUAUUUUUUUUUUCUUUCAAUUUUUGUUUCCAUUGUUUGUAAUAUUAUUCAUCCAAUUUUGUUUAAUUUAAUUCCUGCCUUUUCCAA
This is a messenger RNA of Arachis stenosperma, 4601 nucleotides long. RefSeq lists its product as uncharacterized. The coding region runs from base 257 to 4246 and encodes 1329 amino acids. The transcript is spliced from 27 exons. Lineage: Eukaryota; Viridiplantae; Streptophyta; Magnoliopsida; Fabales; Fabaceae. The record is from RefSeq and is a predicted model, not a curated record.